Molecule: messenger RNA, 1949 nt
Organism: Microtus ochrogaster (prairie vole)
Lineage: Eukaryota; Metazoa; Chordata; Mammalia; Rodentia; Cricetidae
Gene: Ik
Product: IK cytokine
Exons: 20
Coding region: 135-1745 (536 amino acids)
Source: RefSeq, a predicted model, not a curated record
ACGCUAAGGAAGCCGGAAGCCGGGAACGCAGAACGCCGUGGCGAGUGUUCGCGGUGCACUGUGGGAAGAAGCCUGUAGCUGUUGUUUUGUCGAGGCGAUUUCACGACCGCCGGCUUUGAGAGACCGCGGCCAAAAUGCCGGAGCGAGAUAGUGAACCCUUCUCUAAUCCAUUGGCCCCAGAUGGCCACGAUGUGGAUGAUCCUCAUUCCUUCCACCAAUCGAAACUUACCAAUGAAGACUUCAGGAAACUCCUCAUGACCCCAAGGGCUGCACCUACUUCUGCACCGCCCUCUAAGUCACGCCACCAUGAGAUGCCAAGAGAGUACAAUGAGGAUGAAGACCCAGCUGCACGAAGGAGGAAAAAGAAAAGUUACUACGCCAAGCUACGCCAACAAGAAAUUGAGAGAGAGAGAGAACUUGCAGAGAAAUACCGGGACCGUGCCAAGGAACGGAGAGAUGGCGUGAACAAAGAUUAUGAGGAAACUGAACUGAUUAGCACCACGGCCAACUAUCGGGCUGUGGGCCCCACUGCUGAGGCGGACAAAUCAGCUGCAGAAAAGAGGAGACAGUUGAUUCAGGAGUCCAAAUUCUUGGGUGGUGAUAUGGAGCAUACCCAUUUGGUGAAAGGCUUGGACUUUGCUUUGCUUCAGAAGGUACGCGCUGAGAUUGCCAGCAAGGAGAAGGAGGAAGAGGAACUCAUGGAAAAGCCCCAAAAGGAAACCAAGAAAGAUGAGGAUCCUGAAAACAAAAUUGAAUUUAAAACACGACUUGCUCUUCUGGGUUCCUUGAGUGUUUUUGUCCUACCAUUUCAUCUGUGUGGAACGUCCCUUCAAUACACCUUCUUACCUGUCAUCUUCCUAGCUAACAAUUGUGCCCAGACAACACUGACUACGAAUGACAUUGUUAUCAGCAAGCUCACCCAGAUUUUGUCAUACCUGAGGCAGGGUACCCGAAACAAGAAGCUCAAGAAAAAGGAUAAAGGAAAGCUGGAAGAAAAGAAACCUCCUGAGGCAGACAUGAACAUUUUUGAAGACAUUGGGGAUUAUGUUCCCUCCACAACCAAGACACCUCGGGACAAGGAGCGGGAGAGAUACCGGGAACGGGAACGUGAUCGGGAACGGGACAGAGACCGCGAGCGGGAACGAGACCGGGAGCGGGAGCGAGAGCGAGAGCGAGACCGCGAGCGGGAGCGAGAAGAAGAAAAGAAAAGGCACAGCUACUUUGAGAAGCCAAAAGUGGAUGAUGAGCCCAUGGAUGCUGACAAAGGACCUGGGUCUGCCAAAGAGUUGAUCAAGUCCAUCAAUGAAAAAUUUGCUGGGUCUGCUGGUUGGGAAGGCACUGAAUCGUUGAAGAAGCCAGAAGACAAGAAGCAGCUGGGUGAUUUCUUUGGCAUGUCCAAUAGUUAUGCAGAAUGUUAUCCAGCCACGAUGGAUGACAUGGCUGUAGAUAGUGAUGAAGAGGUAGAUUAUAGCAAGAUGGACCAGGGUAACAAGAAGGGUCCCUUAGGCCGCUGGGACUUUGAUACUCAGGAGGAAUAUAGCGAGUAUAUGAACAACAAGGAGGCUUUGCCCAAGGCUGCAUUCCAGUAUGGCAUCAAGAUGUCUGAAGGACGGAAGACGAGACGCUUCAAAGAAACUAAUGAUAAGGCAGAGCUUGAUCGCCAGUGGAAGAAAAUCAGUGCGAUCAUUGAGAAGAGGAAGAAGAUGGAGGCUGAUGGGGUUGAAGUGAAAAGACCAAAGUACUAAUCUCUAGUUCCAACCGUCACCACAUGGCUGUGCUUUCAGCUGUUUGUUUCUACAAUUCCUAGAAAGGUUGCAAACUGUUUUUGUUUGUGAAUGUUUAUAAACGUAUAUUGUAUAACUUUGUUUAUAGAUCUGCCUCCCAAGUGCUAAGAUUAAUGGCAUGCAGCACCAUGCCCAACAUGUUCAAUUAAAAUUAGUUAAACCCGC